Clupea harengus (Atlantic herring) is the source of this 1428-nucleotide messenger RNA. RefSeq names its product mesenchyme homeobox 2b (gene meox2b). Gene Ontology annotation, cellular component: nucleus. NCBI's taxonomy places the organism in Eukaryota, Metazoa, Chordata, Actinopteri, Clupeiformes, Clupeidae. Gene Ontology annotation, biological process: somite development; positive regulation of transcription by RNA polymerase II. Gene Ontology annotation, molecular function: RNA polymerase II cis-regulatory region sequence-specific DNA binding; DNA-binding transcription factor activity, RNA polymerase II-specific. The record is from RefSeq and is a predicted model, not a curated record.
GUGUGUGUGUGUGAGUGUGUGUGAGAGUGUUUGCUCUCCAGCUCUCUCCGGUUUGUUUUUCUUCUUCAGCUCCACUGUGAAGUUUUGCCUUUUACAUCCUGGUCUCUGGAGCGUGUGUCCCUGUGAGGGUUCUCUGCUCCGUGUUUUGCGUGUUCCGCUCGGUUCCGCUCGGUUCUCCAGAGGUUCUGCGGCGGUGGAUGGAUCACUCUCUGUUCGGCUGUCUGCGGAGCCCGCACGCUGCGGCCCAGACACUGCACCCGGCCUUCACCCAGUCGUCGCCCCUCACCCUCCACGGGCGCUCCGACCACGUCUCCUACGUCUCCGACCCCCCCCCCUGCGGCGGCUACUCCAGCGAUGAGACAGCGUUUGGGGGGCAUCACCGCUUGCACCCUAACCCCCCCCAACAGCACCCCCACCACGCGCAGCAGCAGCAGCACCAGCCUGCAUGGCACCUGCCCCAGAUGCCCCCUCCCGGCGCUGGCAGGCACGGCGGCCUGUGCCCCCCGCACCCUGCUGACGCCCGGGCCGGAGGCUCGGAGCUGUGCGGGGCCGGGGGCGGCGGGGGCGGCGGGGGCGCCCAGAGUCUGUGCCCCCCCAACCCCAACACGCUGGGGGGUGGCGAGGCGGCUGGGUGUGUGUCUGGGGACUACGGGCGUCAGACGCUGUCACCGGCGGAGACAGACAGGAAGAACAGUAAAGGAAAGAGUGACAGCUCAGACUCCCAGGACGGGAGCUACAAGGCGGACUUGAGCAGCAAGCCCCGGAAGGAGCGCACGGCCUUCACCAAGGAGCAGAUCCGUGAGCUGGAGUCGGAGUUCGCCCACCACAACUACCUGACCCGCCUGCGCCGCUACGAGAUCGCCGUCAACCUCGACCUCACCGAACGACAGGUGAAGGUGUGGUUCCAGAACAGGCGCAUGAAGUGGAAGCGCGUGAAGGGCGGCCAGCAGGGGGCGGCGGCGCGCGAGAAGGAGCUGACGAACGUGAAGAAGGGCACGCUGCUCCCCUCCGAGUUCUCCGGCAUGAUGGGACUCGUCUCCCCCGGCAACCACGACCACGACAGCCGCGACGACAGCGACCAGAGCUCCGAACACGCCCACUUAUGAUGUGGAUGAGAGCCACGCCCCCUCUACUUCAGGAACACCAAUCACGUCCUCUCAUCCGGGGGUGACCUUUAUCACGAUGAUGAGGAGGAGGAGGAUGAUGAUGAUGAUGAUGGUGAAGGACAGGAUGCUGGUUGACCCCUGACCCUGACCCUGACCCUUGACCCCCCAGAGCCUGCGGUGCUCGUGAGAGAGACACUGACCGGGACUGAGACUGUUGAGAACAUUCCACCACGCGUGUGCCUUAAAUAUUAUAUACACGGCCUCAUCCUGCCCUGAUGUGUGUGUGUGUGUGUGUGUGUCCUUCACCUGACUCUGUGUGUGU